Molecule: messenger RNA, 1242 nt
Organism: Heterostelium album PN500
Lineage: Eukaryota; Evosea; Eumycetozoa; Acytosteliales; Acytosteliaceae
Product: flavin monoamine oxidase family protein
Exons: 2
Coding region: 1-1242 (413 amino acids)
Molecular function (GO): oxidoreductase activity
Source: RefSeq, a predicted model, not a curated record
AUGAAUGAAGUGACAAGUGAUGUUUUAAUUAUUGGUGGAGGUUUGUCUGGUCUAUAUGCAGCAAGUCAAUUGUUGAUCAGUGGUACACUACUAAGAGUUGUAUUGCUAGAGUCAUCCGAGAGAAUAGGUGGACGUGUCGCUCAGCUCAAUGGAAUGGUAGAUUGGCCCGUUGAAUUGGGUGGCGAAUUCAUUCACGGUGUGAAUACAACCACCCAUAGACUCAUUGAAUCACAACUAUUCCAAUUGAUACCGGUAUUCGAUAAACCUCGUUCGUUUGCAAUCUAUUUGGAACGUGCCAAUCAAUUACAUUAUGCCGACGAUAUAGUUGUUAAUGAUCAUGAUGAUGAUAAAAAAUCGAAUGGUGGUUUAUCGUUGGUUUUCAGCAUUAUGAAGGAACUAUAUAGUGGGGUACUAGAUAGAAGUGCAUCAGAGUUGCCUAGUAGUGCUCUUUCUUUACAAGACUAUUUAAUUUGGAGGGGUGUAAGCACGCCAAUGUUAAGUGUCUUUGAUGCAUGGUUGGCAAAGAUCUGGGGAACUAGCAUCGAUCGUCUUGGCAUAGAUUCAUUGCGACGUGAACUUGCUAAACCAAAUGCACUGUGCUCACCUACACCUACAUUUAGACUUAAACAAUCUACCAAGCAAUUAGUAAAUCAUUUAUCAAAAAACAUAGAUAUAAGAUUAAAUAGCAAUGUUCAGUCUAUUAUUUACAAUGAUAAUAAUAUUGAGAACAAAGAUAAAGAAUCAUUAAUCAAAAUUAUUACUAAAGAUAGUAAAGAAUAUUAUUGCAAAAGAUUAUUAAUAACAAUACCUAUUGAUAAAUUAAAACAAUUACAAUUCAUUGAUAACAAAGCAAAUAAUAAUAAUAAUAAUAAAAAUAAUAAUGAACAAGUUAAUCAACUUUAUAAAUCAAUUAAUAAUAUUGAAAUGGGUAAAGCUAUAAAAAUCUGGUUCGAUGGUAAACCACUACGAGAUGAUACAGAUCAGUAUUUGGCAUGUGGAUUCAUCGGUGGUGAAUUAGUAGAUGCUGCCAACCAACUGCAACCACCAAUCAAUAGUCAACCGGGCAUAAUCAAAGUGUUCUUGGAUCAAUUGAAUAGAGUUUUCCAACGUAAUGAUUCACAAUCUUAUUAUUUAACACAUCAUAUACAGCAGUGGCCGAGUGCCUACAGUUAUCCAUCGGUUUUAAAACAACCAACUUUCAAUCCAUUUGAAACUAUUUCAAAAGUAAGUAUAAAAGAUUAA